AUGCAUCAUUCUUCGUCACCCUCAAGCGGUAGUUCUGUUAGUAGUAUAUACAGAGCUUCCUCACCUAUAGAGACGUCUAAAAAUCGUCCUUCUCUAAGUUCAUAUAUCAAAGCCCAUAAAAACAUAUCUUUUUCUUUCUCUGAAAAUUCUACCUCUUUUCAACAUGGUCAUCUCGGCGAUAAUGACACUUUUCUCAUUGGAACUCUUCAUUUAAAUUAUCCAAAAGCUUGUUCCAUAAAAAGUGUAUUCCUAAAUUUUAAAGGAACUGAAAAAACUUCUUGGUUUAAAGCUCAAGCUAGAACAAAAGUUAUUUAUACCGGUGAAAAUACUUUCAUCGAACAAUCAAAUAAGAUAUGGGAAGCUUUUGAUGAAUUUGCUGAAAUUCAAUCUCUCGAUAUUCCUUUCAAGAUUCAACUUCCUUACAAUUUACCUGAAACCAUAAACACUGAUAUAGGUUCUGUUCGUCAUAUCCUUCGUGCUACUGUUAAUGUCAAAGGUUUGUUGGGUACUAACGUUACCCAUGUUGCAAAGAUACUUUGUCCUCUAAAGCGCAUUGUUACUUUGGAUCACUCUUCUUCCUCAUUUCCUUACAAAAUUUGUGGUGAAUCUCAAAGUGGUAUUGAAUAUACUUUCAUGUUACCUCCAGAUAAACAAUUAAAUAUUGGCAGUUUCGUUUCAAUUCCAAUGUUAUUACGUUUCAUACGUCCUAAUGUCAGUAUAGAAAGAAUUGAUGUGUCUUUAAAGACCUCUAUGGUCUUUCAAUGUUCUGAUCACAAUGAAAAACGUAAUUUAGAUAUUCAGAUUGCUAGUCUGGUCAUCACGCGUUCGGAUCUUCGCUAUCUGGAAUCUUCAAUGCCUCAUUAUGAUUAUGGUGAAUGCACUUACACUAUCAAUCUCUUUAUUCCUCCUUCCGCUCAACCAGCUUAUCAAGGAAGAUUCAUCAAUAUAUCUCAUAAAUUAUCUAUAAAUGUUUGUCUUUAUGGUUGUGCAUCUGGCUUUCUCGUUGAAGAACAAGUUAAGAUUGCUAAUGUCGUAGAAAAGAAUGCUUCUCCUAAAAAUAUUUAUUCAUCUUUCCCUAUUGAUAAUACACAAAAUCCUAAUAUGGCUUACGCUAAUGGUAUUCUGAAUAAUUUCUCUCAUUCAUCUGAAUCUUUCAAUAACUUUACUGGUCCUUUCAGUUAUCCUUCGUAUGACUUACAAUUGACGAAUCAACUUCGCCAGCAACGUAGUCUUCCUGAAUUACCGCAAGGCCUUCCUUUUGAUGAUGAUUCUUUUCAUACUACUUCUUUGGAUUAUCAGCGUUCUAUUCCUUUUGAUAUUAAUAAUUAUGACCGUAUACAUGAUCGUUACAAUACACGAUUUUCGUCAGAUAUAUCAAAUAACAUUUACCAAUUAUAUAGUCCUCAACAUUCUCGUUCUGAAACCCCUCAAACCCCUCCAAGUUCUUAUUCUACAACUACUUCGUCAACAAAUAUACGCUUGGGUGAAGUCGUUUCUGAUACUUCAAAUAUUUCUCAAUUGGAUUCAAUAUCAAGUACAGAUUUACCGAAUUCGUCAAAAACUAUCCUUCCAACUUCUCUUUCUUUACCUCCAUAUUAUCGUUAUCCUUCAGGACAUCAUCAAUCAUCAUCUCUUGGAAGUUCUAAUGAUUAUACAAUCUCGAGCUCUUCAAAAAGAUAA
This is a messenger RNA of Scutellospora calospora, 1680 nucleotides long. The record is from the annotation of a GenBank genome assembly. NCBI's taxonomy places the organism in Eukaryota, Fungi, Glomeromycota, Glomeromycetes, Diversisporales, Gigasporaceae.